AUGUCUACUGCCCAAAACACGACCUAUCUCCCCCUUCGUCUCUGUGACGACGUCUCACCACAAUGUCCAGUCGAACACUCCAUCUACGGCUACUACCCCUCGAUCGGAGCAAACUGUUUCUUCGUGGCAUUUUUUGCCAUGUGCGGCGCCCUCCAGCUCUACGCCGGCAUUCGUUAUAAAACUUGGACCUACCUGAUCGCCAUGUUCCUGGCCUGCGUGGAUCAAAGUCUCGGCUAUAUAGGCCGGGUCAUAUUGCACCAAAAUCCUUUCAACCGCGUGGGAUUCCAGAUCCAAAUUUGCUGCUUGAUUUUGGGGCCCGCUUUCAAUUCGGCCGCAAUAUACCUGGUACUCAAACACAUUACGCUAUGCUUCGGGCCAGAGUACUCUCGUAUCAGGCCUAACUGGUACACCUGGAUCUUCAUCAGUGGCGACUUGGUGUCGCUAGUAAUUCAAGCCUUUGGAGGCGCCCUUGCCGCGACAGCAAAUGAUAACCUGGACCGCCAAAAACUCGGCGACGAUCUCAUGAUGGCAGGGAUUGCCUUUCAAGUGGUGACAUUGCUUUUUUUUGCCGGCGCAGCCUCAUGGUAUGUCAUUCGGCGCCGACGGGCUCAUCAACCAUAUACCACCGAGGCGACACACUUCCUCCGUAGCCGCAAAUUCAGGCUGUUCGUCAUUGGGUUCACCCUUGCGUUCGCAGCCAUUUUCAUUCGAUGCGUCUACCGCAUCGUUGAGAUGGCAGGUGGAUGGAGAAAUCCUGUCAUGCAGAACGAAGGUGCAUUUAUCGCUCUUGAUGGAUGCAUGGUUUCGUUCGCCACCCUGGUCCAAACACUCUUGCACCCAGGCUUCUGCUUCCCACGGCUUUCGAGCGCUUAUGUACCACCAGAACCCCUUCCACAUCUGCCCAGCGUAUUCUCAACGCCACCGGAGGCCAUCGAGAUGGAAAAGGAAAAGAACGCAACGGCGAACGCCUAG
Messenger RNA from Rhinocladiella mackenziei CBS 650.93, 972 nucleotides. RefSeq lists its product as uncharacterized. Bases 1 to 972 code for a protein of 323 amino acids. Gene Ontology annotation, cellular component: fungal-type vacuole; plasma membrane. The record is from RefSeq and is a predicted model, not a curated record. The transcript has 2 exons. Lineage: Eukaryota; Fungi; Ascomycota; Eurotiomycetes; Chaetothyriales; Herpotrichiellaceae.